UAAAUGAAUUAAAAUGCAACGUUUUGGGGGUCAAAGUUCACUUCGUUGCACUUGACCUGCAAAACUGGCUAAAGGAAACGGUACGAUUGCGUGUAAGCAUGAUGAUACUUGAUCGGUUGAUUUAGCUAGCUACUUUGCAUGUAAUUUGAUGUCGUUUAAUAUAGCUACACGUGACAAUAAUGUUACAAUAUUUCAAGUAAUGAUCUAAUUUCACCAGUUACUCUGCAACGUUUUUUGAACCGUGUGACUCUGUCGGGUGAAAGGUCAAGCGGCCAUCUUUGAAGAGAUCCAGAUAUUUUUAGAGAGCCAGCUGGCUAACAAAGUAAGGGUAUAGCUACAUGUAUGUGUAUUGAAACGGCACAUUUACUAGAUUAUGAAUAGAUGUAUUGGUAAUGAACUUGCAUCUAGUAUCUAGAGUAGCUAGAGAGCAAACAAAGCCAGUGGAUAGGUUAGCUAACUCGCUAGGCUACCUAGCUAGGACUUUCUUGCUGGCUAUUUGUAAACAGAUAGAUAGCUAGCGAGCUAAACACGUUUACUAGAUUGCAAACUCAUCAAUGUAAAGGCAAUUGCAUAAUCUAACCCGUUUUUGUAGGUAGCUAAAUUAAGGAAGAGAAGCAUGGACAAACAUACGAUUGGUUAGCUAACGUUAGGGUGUUUCAUGCGUAACGUUAGCAGGUUGCAUGGCUAACUGGCUGCAACUUUGUUUUUGAUGACAUUGCUAGUUUCCUCAGUUAACAUCCGAGAAACAGUUGUGGGGUGAGGCAUAUCAAAGAGAGUCCUCUCUGGGCACAUCAUGUCAUCUUUUUCCGAGUCUGCGUUGGAGAAGAAGCUUUCGGAGCUCAGCAACUCUCAGCAGAGCGUUCAGACGCUGUCUCUGUGGAUCAUUCAUCAUCGCAAACACUCGUCGCUCAUCGUCAAAGUAUGGCACAGAGAACUGAAGAAAGGUGAGAGAACCUAUGAACGUUGCCACCUCGACAAUAUUUACACACUGAAACGUUGAUAUGUCACUUGAAGAAUGCCAGACACUGUUAUUUACUUUGUCUACUUUCUGUAUUUGUCUUUCAGCAAAAAGCAGCAGGAAGUUGACUUUCCUUUAUCUUGCCAAUGAUGUGAUACAAAACAGCAAGAAGAAAGGUCCAGAGUUCGCCAAAGACUUUGAGACUGUCCUUGUUGAUGCUUGCUCUCAUGUUGCAAGGUAUGUGGUCUGGGAUGAUACAGUUUCAGAGCUAAACUUUUCUCUAACACUGAACUGUUCCGUUGUAUGAUUUUUAAGGCAGUAGUCAAGAGACUUGUGCUGCAGGCCUAUGUUUUAGUAUACCAUGUUUGCACUGGAGGGUUGGCCUAGCUACAUCAGUAAGACAUUAACCUGCUUCAAAACAUUGGUAAAUGGAGUACACUGCUACAGCAGUAUAACAAGACAAGAGGAUCAAAUAAGUUAUUCAGUUGCUCGGCUAGGAAGAGUUGAAUUUCAUGAUGAAUCAGUCUCUUUCUCUCCCUCCCUCAGAGAGGCUGAUGAUGGUUGUAGAAGGCCCAUGGACAGGCUGCUCACUAUCUGGCAGGAGCGCAGCCUCUACAAGGUAGAGUUCAUCCAACAGCUGAAGCUCGCCAUCGAAGACUCUAACAGCCCCCAACACCAACCCACAGGUACAGUCAGUCCCCUAGGUCUUCACUGAUGUAGCAGUUCAGCUUUACUAAAUUACUUACUGGUGACAGCUUGUUUCCUAUUCCUAUUUGGAUGUCAGCAUUCCCACGCAACAUCAACUUCCAAUUGGUUGUUUUUGUAUGAAUCUGUGGUAUGUUUUGCAGAAGCGAAGAAGGCCCCUAAACGGACCUAUCAGAAAAUCCAGGAGCUGGAAGAAGAGGAAGAAGAUGAUGACUACAGGGGCCACAUGUCCCCACGAGAUUCAGACAUCUCAGGGCCACAGCUGGUAAACAGAAUUAACACAACUCCAUGUCUUUAGCCCAUUCACCAGUACUUUGCUUAUUACACUGCAAUGUUUGACAGCGUUUCACACCAGUUGAAAUUAUCUCCCAACUCUCCACUAGGUGUCAGUGAUCCAUAGAUGUCCCAUGGACUCAUGAUUUGGAAAAUUCUUGUUUUGGUACUUUGGUUGUGAAUUGUUGUGUUUAGAAACAUUAUCCAGCUUGAAAAUUGGAGAUUUAUACCCAGAACUUUGUUAUUCACACUCCUCUCCCCUCAGACAGAGGAGCUGGUCAAAGCCCUGCAGGACCUGGAGAAUGCGGCCUCGGGUGAUGCUGCUGUGCGCCAGAAGAUUGCCUCUCUGCCACAGGAGGUGCAGGAUGUGUCCCUGCUAGAGAAGAUCACUGGUAAGUCCUGAGGGAGUCUUCAUGGUAUCUAGAGCACAGGUGAACUUUUGACCCCACCUAUCUCCAAACUCAAUGUGUAUUGUAGGCCUAGUCCAGUCUGCUACAAGGGAUUAUUUUUUCAAACUUACAUUUGGUGAAUUAAAUAGUUUCGAUAUUGUGGUUUUACAUUUACAUCAUUUAGCAGACGCUCUUAUCCAGAGCGAUUUACAAAUUGGUGCAUUCAACUUAUGAUAGCCAGUGGGACAACCACCUUUUUUAUUUUUAUGGGGGGUGGGGGAAGAAGGAUUACUUUAUACUAUUCCAGGUAUUCCUUAAAGAGGUAGGGUUUCAAGUGUCUCCGGAAGGUGGUCAGUGACUCCGCUGUCGUGGGGGAGCUUGUUCCACCAUUGGGGUGCCAGAGCAGCGAAUAGCUUUGACUGGGCUGAGCGGGAACUGUGCUUCCGUAGAGGUAGGGGAGCUAGCAGGCCAGAGGUGGAUGAACGUAGUGCCCUCGUUUGGGUGUAGGGUCUGAUCAGAGCCUGAAGGUAAGGAGGUGCUGUUCCCCUCACAGCUUCGUAGGCAAGCACCAUGGUCUUGUAGUAGAUGCGAGCCUCAGUAAAUAGUCCGGGUGGCCAUUUAAUUAAUUGUUCAGCAGUCUUAUGGCUUGGGGGUAGAAGCUGUUAAGGGGCCUUUUGGUCCUAGACUUGGUGCUCCGGUACCGCUUGCCGUGCGGUAGCAGAGAGAACAGUCUAUGACUUGGGUCUGGAGACUUGUAAAAUUUUUUGAGCUUUCCUCUGACACCGCCUAGUAUAUAGGUCCUGGAUGGCAGGAAGCUUGGCCCCAGUGAUGUACUGGGCCGUGCGCACUACCCUCUAGCGCCUUACGGUCAGAUGCAGAGCAGUUGCCAUACCAGGCGGUGAUGCAACCGGUCAGGAUACUCUCGAUGGUGCAGCUGUAAAACUUUUUGAGGAUCUGGGGACCCAUGCCUAAUCUUUUCAGUGUCCUGAGGGGGAGAAGGUGUUGUCGUGCCCUCUUCACGACUGUCUUGGUGUGUUUGGACGAUGAUAGUUCGUUGGUGAUGUGGACACCAAGGAACUUGAAACUCUUGACCCGCUCCACUACAGCCCUGUCAAUGUUAAUGGGGGCCUGUCGGGCAGCUUUUUCCUGUAGUCCACGAUCAGCUCCUUUGUCUUGCUCACAUUGAGGGAGAGGUUGUUGUCCUGGCACCACACUGCCAGGUCUCUGACCUCCCUAUAGGUAGUCUCAUCGUUGUCGGUGAUCAGGCCUACCACUGUUAUGUCAUCAGCAAACGUAAUGAUGGUAUUGGAGUCGUGUUUGGCCACGCAGUCGUAGGUGAACAGGGAGUACAGGAGGGACUAAGCAUGCACCCCUGAGGGGUCCCAGUGUUGAGGAUCCGCGUGGCAGACGUGUUGUUGCCUACUCUUACCACCUGGGUGCGGCCCAUCAGGAAGUCCAGGAUCCAGUUGCAGAGGGAGGUGUUUAGUCCCAGGGUCCUUAGCUUAGUGAUGAGCUUUGUGGGAACUGGUAUUGAACACUGAGCUGUAGUCAAUGAACAGCAUUCUCACAUAGGUGUUCCUUUUGUCCAGGUGGGAAAGGGCAGUGUGGAGUGCGAUUGAGAUUGCGUCAUCUGUGGAUCUGUUGGGGCGGUAUGCGAAUUGUAGUGGGUCUAGGGUUUCUGGGAUAAUGGUGUUGAUGUGAGCCAUGACCAGCCUUUCAAAGCACAUCAUGGCUACCGAUGUGAGUGCUACGGGGCGGCAAUCAUUUAGGCAGGUUACCUUCGCUUCCUUGGGCACAGGGACUAUGGUUGUCUGCUUGAAACAUGUAGGAAUUACAGACUCGUCAGGGAGAGGUUGAAAAUGUCAGUGAAGACACUUACCAGUUGGUCAGCGCAUGCUUUGAGUACACGUUCUAGUAAUCUGUCUGGCCCGCAGCUUUGUGAAUGUUGACCUGUUUAAAGGUCUUGCUCACAUCUGCUACCGAGAGCGUUAUCACACAGUCGUCUGGAACAGCUGGUGCUCUCAUGCAUGUUUCAGUGUUGCUUGCCUCGAAGCGAGCAUAAAAGGCAUUUAGCUCAUCUGGUAGGCUCGUGUCACUGGGCAGCUCGCGGCUGGGUUUCCCUUUGUAGUCAGUAAUAGUUUUCAAGCCCUGCCACAUCCGAAGAGCGUCAGAGCCAGUGUAGUAGGAUUCAAUCUUAAUCCUGUAUUGACGCUUUGCCUGUUUAAUGGUUCGUCUGAGGGCGUAGUGGGAUUUCUUAUAAGUGUCCAAAUUAGUGUCCCGCUCCUUGAAAGCGGCAGCUCUAGUCUUUAGCUCGAUGCGGAUGUUGCCUGUAAUCCAUGGCUUCUGGUUGGGAUAUGUACGUACGGUCAUUGUGGGUACGACGUCGAUGAUGCACUUAUUGAUGAAGCCGAUGACUGAGGUGCUAUACUCCUCAAUGCCAUUGAAUCAAUCCCGGAACAUAUUCCAGUCUGUGCUAGCAAAACAGUCCUGUAGCAUAACAUCCGCGUCAUCUGACCACUUCCAUAUUGAGCGAGUCACUGGUACUUCCUGCUUUAGUUUUUGCUUGUAAGCAGGAAUCAGGAGGAUAGAAUUAUGGUCAGAUUUGCCAAAUGGAGGGAGAGCUUUGUAUGCAUCUGUGUGUGGAGUAAAGCUGGUCUAGAGUUUAUUUGUAUUUUUUUCUCUGGUUGCACAUGUGACAUCCUGGUAGAAAUGAGGUAAAACGGAUUUAAGUUUGCCUGCUUCUGGAUGAGCAUUUUCUUGUUUGCUUAUAGCCUUAUACAGCUCGUUGAGUACGGUCUUAGUGCCAGCAUCGGUUUGUGGUGGUAAAUAGACAGCUACGAAUAAUAUAGAUGAAAACUCUCUUGGUAGAUAGUGUGGUCUACAGCUUAUCAUAAGUUACUCUACCUCAGGCGUGCAAUACCACGAGACUUCUUUAAUAUUAGACAUCGCGCAUCAGCUGUUAUUGACACACACCCCCGCCCCUCGUCUUACCAGACUUAACUUCUCUGUCCUGCCGAUGCACGGAAAAUCCCGCCAGCUCUGUAUUAUCCGUGUCAUGGAUCAGCGACGACUUGGUGAAACAUAAGAUAUUACAGUUUUAAUGUCCUGUUGGUAGGAUAUUCUUGAUCGUAGAUCAUCAAUUUUGUUUUCCAAUGAUUGCACGUUGGCAAAUAGAACAGAUGGUAGUGGAGGUUUACUCACUCGCCUACGAAUUCUCAGAAGGCAGCCCGACCUCCGCCCCCUUUUUCUCCAUCUUUUCUUCAUGCAAGUAACGGGGAUUUGGGCCUGUUCCCGAGAAAGCAGUAUAUCCUCCACGUCGGACUCGUUAAAGAAAAAAUCUUUGUCCAGUUCGAGGUGAGUAAUCGCUGUUCUGAUGUCCAGAAGUUAUUUUCGGUCAUAAGAGACGGUAGCAGCAACAUUAUGUACACAAUAAGUGAAAAAAAACAACAAAAAAACAGUUACUAACUAUGCGGAAAAACUAACAAAAUAGUGAAGUUGGUUAGGAGCCCGUAAAACGGCAGCCAUCCCCUCCGGCGCCAUUACAAAUAAGGCAACAUUCCACCUUAUUUGACUUGACUCUGACCCUGUCCCUAUAGAUAAGGAGGCAGCUGAUAAACUGUCCAAGACGGUGGACGAGGCCUGUCUACUGCUGGCUGAGUAUAACGGACGUCUGGCUGCUGAGCUGGAGGACAGGAGGCAGCUGGCGCGCAUGCUGACAGAGUACAUCGGUAGCCAGAAGGACGCCCUCACCGAGAGGGAGAAGAAACUGGAGGCAUGUCUAAACCAUCUAAAUCUCUUGUUACAAACAAAUAAUAAUAAUAAUAAUAAUAAUAUGCCAUUUAGCAGACGCUUUUAUCCAAAGCGACUUACAGUCAUGCGUGCAUACAUUUUUUUUGUGUAUGGGUGGUCCCGGGGAUCGAACCCACUACCUUGGCGUUACAAGCGCCGUGCUCUACCAGCUGAGCUACAGAGGACCACGAUAAACAACAAAUUAAUAAAAAACAUAUUUAUGUUCCCAUUUAUCGAAUUACAGCAGCUUUGUAAUUUACUUUGCUUGUUUAGAAGAAGUAUGCAGUGAACCCAUCUGAACUGUGCACCAUCUGACAUCAGUACCGUUAUUUGUAUUGCAGGAGUACAAACAGAAGCUGGCACGGGUCACCCAGGUGCGCAAAGACCUCAAGUCCCACAUCCAGAGCCUGCCUGACCUCUCUCUGCUGCCCAAUGUGACGGGAGGUCUGGCCCCUCUACCCUCUGCUGGAGACCUAUUCUCCGCCGACUGA
Messenger RNA from Coregonus sp. 'balchen', 6605 nucleotides. NCBI's taxonomy places the organism in Eukaryota, Metazoa, Chordata, Actinopteri, Salmoniformes, Salmonidae. The record is from the annotation of a GenBank genome assembly.